GAAAAUUUUCUUAUGUAAACCUCAUAGCUUAGUUCACAAUAACAGUUAAGAAAACAGCAAUUUGAAGCAUAUUUAAAUAAGCAGGCUGAUAAAUUAAGAACUCAAAAGGAUAGAAGAUAAGAAAUUAAACUUCAAACCAAAGAUCCUAAAGAAUUAUAAUUGCAUGUUCAAAAAGAAUUUAGACUACUUUAUGACAGUAAAUUUCAUAUAAAUUUAGAUAUUAUUAUUCCUAUAAAUUAGAAGGCAAUCAAAACAGAAGAUCAAAUUCAACAAUUAAUUGAUGAAUUUCAAGUGUUAUUUUAAUAUUAUGUGGACAUCAAUUAUGCCUUAAUUGCAUAUGACAAAUAACAAUAUAAAGAAGUACAAUCUUAAUCUAUUUAAAGUAAUUAGACUAAUUAGAAUGUACAAUAUUCACUCUAAGGUCCUAAAUCAUUCCGAGAUAAAAAUUUAGGUUUUCGAAACCAUUUCCAAAGGGGAUUCCUCAAUAGAGCAAAAUCUUAGAGGAAAAGCAAAAUUUGUUGGAAAAUGAUUCUAUUGUCAUAACUCAGGACAAUUAUUAGGAAUCGAUAACCUUAGAAAAUGGGUCACUAUUGUUGAAAAACUUGGAAAAUACUACCUUUAAUGUUGAGGGGUCAUUGGAUACAUUUUAUUUGCAUAGUCUUAAAAAUCUUAAAGUAAAAUUUGGAGACGUGAAGGGAAGUGUAUGGGUUGAUAAAUGCUAAAAUUGUGAAUUUUAAGGAAGUAUGCAUCAAUUAAGAAUUCAUGACACCCUAGAUUGUGCAUUUAUCAUCCAUGUCACAUCAAAUCCUAUCAUAGAGAGAUGUUCCAAAUUAUCCUUUUCUAAAUUGAGCAAUAAGGAUGGCAAUUUGUUUGAUUAAGUUCAAGAUUUCAAUUGGUUAAAAUAAGAGAAAUCACCAAACUUUAGUAUAAUUUGAAA
Paramecium octaurelia is the source of this 937-nucleotide messenger RNA. Lineage: Eukaryota; Ciliophora; Oligohymenophorea; Peniculida; Parameciidae. The record is from the annotation of a GenBank genome assembly.